AUGUUAUAUUCAAUUAUUUUAUUCUUUAUACUAUUUGAAUUAUCAAUAACUAAAGAGAUUGAUGUUUAUCAACUACCAUUUGUAAUUACUAAAAGUGGUGCAAUGAUAAUUACAGAUCAUGAAGAAAAAAUGUCACUAUCUCAAGAUCUAUUACUUAUUCAUAAAGAUGUAUCAUGUACUACAAAAAUUGAUUUAAAAAGACCAACUGAAGCAGAAAUCAAAGCAAAAUCCGGUACACGUAAAGUAUUUCAGAACUGUGAAAAGAAAGGUAAAACGGAGAAGCCAAGAAAAGAGGUACCGAAGGCAUCUGUAAAGAAGUAG
Schistosoma margrebowiei is the source of this 321-nucleotide messenger RNA. The record is from the annotation of a GenBank genome assembly. Lineage: Eukaryota; Metazoa; Platyhelminthes; Trematoda; Strigeidida; Schistosomatidae.